Molecule: messenger RNA, 947 nt
Organism: Notothenia coriiceps (black rockcod)
Lineage: Eukaryota; Metazoa; Chordata; Actinopteri; Perciformes; Nototheniidae
Product: gamma-glutamylaminecyclotransferase
Exons: 2
Coding region: 109-576 (155 amino acids)
Cellular component (GO): cytosol
Molecular function (GO): gamma-glutamylaminecyclotransferase activity
Source: RefSeq, a predicted model, not a curated record
AAGCAUAUGCAUGUCAUACGAUUUACCCGGCUGCAGGAAGUACUUUCUCAAACCUGCUUCAAAUAAAUCGACGUGUCAAUAUCUGCAUCACAUUCCUGGUCAAACCCCAUGGCUCGUGUCUUCGUCUACGGCACCCUGAAGAGGGGCCAGCCGAACAAUUACCGCAUGUUAGACGCCGCCAACGGGAAGGUGAAGUUCCUGGCGUCUGCAUGCACCGCCCAAAAACACCCGCUGGUUAUCGCCGGCAAGCACAACAUCCCUUUCCUCCUCAACGUCCCGGGUCAAGGUCACCGGGUCAAGGGCGAGAUCUACAAAGUGGACGAGAAGAUGCUGAAGUUCCUGGACGAAUUUGAGAGCGUUCCCACCUUGUAUCAACGCACUGAGGUCAAACUGGAGGUGGAGGAGUGGGUCGGAGAAGAGGAAAAGGAGAAGAUGGCAUCAGGAAGUAUCACAGAAGCGUUUAUUUACAGCACGACUUCACACGAGGCGGACUGGCUUUCGCUGCGUUGCUACGAGAGCUACGACUCAAAAGGAGAUCAUGGGCUGGAGUAUCAUAUUAAAGAAGCACGAGACUGAUUUCCGUGGGAUAAUCAGAGCAGAUCUGGAGGCGAUAGUUAAAGAAAUCCACUGUUUUCCUCACUUCGACCUCUAAGAAAAAUCACUUACUGUAUUGUGAACUCCUACGUCGGUUUCUAACUUGAUUCGUUUCACUUCUUUUUAACCUAAUAUCAGUAGAAAAAUGUUUAAAACGUGGUCAAGUUUCUACGGUACCUCUAUCUGCAAAAACAACUGGCUUUUUAGUUGAUCAACAUGUACUGUAGUGCAGAAACACAACAACAUUUGUGGAUUUUUUAAAGUCAACAGGGUGCGUUUCACUUCUCUUAUUUUUCAUUUCCUCGGUCUCGGUAUCAGCGGAAGUUGAUUUGUCUGCGCCAUCUUGAGUAGCG